This is a messenger RNA of Bradysia coprophila, 5416 nucleotides long. It is a transcript of the gene pan, whose product is annotated as transcription factor pangolin. Gene Ontology annotation, cellular component: chromatin; beta-catenin-TCF complex. Gene Ontology annotation, molecular function: RNA polymerase II cis-regulatory region sequence-specific DNA binding; DNA-binding transcription factor activity, RNA polymerase II-specific. Gene Ontology annotation, biological process: regulation of transcription by RNA polymerase II; canonical Wnt signaling pathway. Lineage: Eukaryota; Metazoa; Arthropoda; Insecta; Diptera; Sciaridae. The record is from RefSeq and is a predicted model, not a curated record.
UUAGUUGUUGGUUUUUAUGCGACCGUGCAACAUAUAAAACACACAAAAUAUUUAUUCUAAAACAAAAAAAAAAGAACUGAGAAGGAAAAAGAGAAAAAAAGAAGAUUUUUUUUACAUUGACAAAGUUUUUCAUUUUAUCUAAAAACCGAGAUUUUUCAUUAAUUCAACGGCUUUGAAGUCUAGUCGGUGUAAACGUUUUUCCGCUGUAACAAUUUGAUUUUUAUGCAAUCGGCCCGAUAUCGGACAAUAAGUGUUUUUUUACUGUCGGCCUGUUCGUUGUUUAUUUUUUCUGCUGUGUUAUUUGGUCGUGUUCCGGAAUUGUUUUCGUUCAUAAAACCCGAAAAAAAGCAAAACAUUUUUUAUCAUAAAUAAUACAAAAAGAACGAGAGGAAGAAAAAAAAUUCACCGAAAGAAUAACAACAACAGUCAGUAAUGUGCUGAAAUACUUUCUUCAUAACCGAGUCAAAGGAAAAAAAAUGGUUGACUUGGUUGAUGAAUUGAAUCAAACGAUGUUAUCUUUAUUUUCAUAAUAUAUUUUUUUUAUUAAUUCGUUCAGAGGAGUGCGUACACAUAUGCCGGAAUAGAAGACCAGUGAAAUAUGAAAUCAUUUUAGUGUUCAUUGUUUACAAUAUAAAUGUGCACAUAAAAUCGCCACGAGAAUUUUCAUUUAUAUACAACACCCAAUGGGCAUUUACAUACUUUUUACAUACUAUAUGCAAUAUAACAUCGCGUGUGUCUAUUAGACGGAAUAUAAAAAAGAAGAACGGGCAUAUAUACAAAUCAAAACAUGUAAAAUUGAUUCAGUUUUUCCGGGUGAAUUUCAAAUAGAAACAACAUCAUGACGUAUGUGAUAAGGACAAGAACAUUUUAUUGUCAACAUUUUGCUAUCAUUAUUAAUUGGUUGAUGUUGAUUUAACAAUUUUCGUGCAAUACCGUCAUUUUGUGUAUUAAAAACCAUCUUGUCACUUGAGAAAUUUUUGUUCAACAAUUGAACCGAAAGCCAUCCACUUCAAAUGCGGAUAUACAUUUCGUGCGAUUCAUUCAAUUCAUUCAUAUACAACGAUCAAGAAUUUAACUUGAAUUUUCAUUGAAGAAAAUGAUAUUUUGAUUGCAACCGCUUAUCGAUGAAAAUAUGCAAUAAUAAAAUUGGUGCGAAUAUUAUACAUACCACCUAACUAUGGAUACGAUAUUAUGGUAUUAAAACCGCGAACCGAAAUAAAAACACCUACCACAAAAUAAAGUUUAAUAAUUUUUCGGGUUAAUUAUUAUAAACACCUGUUGUGAUAUAUGUGUAUAGAAUUUUGUGUAACAUCACAUUGAACCACCAUUAUUAUAAUAAUAAGUUUCAUAUACAUACCAUCUCUCUAUACAUAAAUGAUGUGCAGUGUAGUCGAACACCAAACGAUAAAAAAAAUAUUCAUUUUUAUUUGAAUGCUGAUAACAGAGCCAAUGUGUUGAUUGGGUUCAUUUGUGAUUUAAAAAAAAAAUAUUUUUCUUGUGUGUCGGAUAAAACAGAAAUGAAUUUCGAAUUUAUGUGGAAGUGAGAGAGUGGAAAAAGGAAAACCCCCCCGACAAAAGUAUAGAAAUAUAGAAAUCCAAUUCAAUUAACAAAAAGUGAAUAUAUAUUUGGAUCAAAGAAUAUUGCAUCAAAUCAAACGAAUUGAUUUUCUGUUGUGGUUGUGAAAUUUGGAAAGAGUUUCCAUUAGCGUAUCAACAAUUUCAUUGCUAAAACGCCGGGAUUUAUUCGUUCCAUCAGACAACAACUCUACUAAAAAGGGAACUUCAAAGUGUUUCGUAUUACUACCGGAAAUUUGCCUGUUAUCGCUCAACAAGACAGCAUCAGUAAAAUUUGCUAAAGCGUACCUGACUACCCAACUUCAAUACACAAAAAAAACACAAACUCAUUUUGCUGAUAAAAAAAACUGUUGUGUCAACAUCGUCAUUAAAGCGGAAUAGGAAGCGAACACCACUAGCCAGCGCACACACCAGAAACUACAUUGAAAAAAUUGAAAAUUAUCUAGAAAUGUGUCACGAUUUUCGAUCGAAUGUUCAACGCCUCAAAUCGUACAAAUGCCGUAGUUUCUACCAUUCAUAUAAUCACUGUUGUGUCAUCCUGUCAGCGAAGAAAUGUGCAGUGCACAAAAAAGUGAUUUAAAUUCUGUGCCAAAUCAAAGGAUGCCACACAAUAGUCAUAAUUCCCAUGCUGGCCAUACUGGGUCAUCGGGCGAUGACCUCAGUAGCACGGAUGAGGUGAAAAUUUACAAAGAUGAAGGGGGCGAUAGGGAGGACGAGAAAAUCUUGUCCGAAAAUUUGUUGGAAGAGAAAUCCAGUCUGAUCGAUUUAACGGAAAGUGAGGACAAAAGCGGGAAACAUAAUUCACGACAGGAUCAUAGUCCAGUUUUCGGAAAAGUCGAACCUCAUUCUAGUUUUAAUAUGGGUUACCUGGUAGCACCUUAUUCAUACACAAAUGGAGCCGCUGGCGGUCUUCCUGUUUCAAUGGCGAAUAAAAUGGGACUGUCACCAUUUUUUUGUCAUAAUGGAGAUCCGCUGUCAACACCACCACCCGCUCAUUGUGGCAUACCACCUUACCAACUAGAUCCUAAAACAAUGGGUUUGUCAAGGCCAACGUUAUAUCCUUUUCCAGCUAGUCAAUAUCCGUACCCUAUGCUUAGUCCUGAUAUGUCACAAGUAGCAUCGUGGCACACACCUUCAGUAUAUUCAGCGGCAUCUGGAUUUAGAGGACCAUAUCCUUCAUCUAUACCAAUAAAUACAUCACUGUCAAGUGAUUUUUCAUUUCGAUUUUCGCCUAGCCUGUUGCCUUCAGUUCAUUCAUCACCACAUCAUGUGCUCAAUUCACAUCCUGCAAUUGUAACGCCCGGUCCCAAACAGGACAUAGGACAAGAUUCUAAUCAUCGAUAUGGAAGGAACACAUUAGAUCACCAAAAAAAUUCGCCGGGUAUCCAGUCCGACAAGCAAGACAGUGCCAAUGAAAAGAAGAAACCACAUAUCAAGAAACCACUAAAUGCAUUUAUGUUGUAUAUGAAGGAGAUGCGGGCCAAAGUGGUGGCCGAAUGUACGCUUAAAGAAUCAGCAGCCAUUAACCAAAUAUUGGGCCGAAGGUGGCAUUCACUAAACCGAGACGAACAGAGUAAAUACUAUGAAAAAGCUCGACAAGAACGUCAAUUGCACAUGGAAUUAUAUCCGGGGUGGAGCGCGCGUGACAACUAUGGUUAUGUUUCAAAAAAGAAGAAACGUAAAAAAGACAGAUCGCCCGCGGAUUCGGGAGGCAACAAUAUGAAGAAGUGUCGUGCCAGGUUCGGUUUGGAUCAACAAAAUCAAUGGUGUAAACCUUGCAGACGCAAGAAGAAAUGCAUUCGCUACAUGGAAUCUGAAGGCGAUGAGGGAGGCGAUCUCGAUAACCAUGUCAGCGACGACAAUUUGGGCAGUUGCGGAAGUGUUGAUGACGCCAAGACACCUGAAGAUGACACAGAAUCACUGAACCAAUCACUAUCCUCACCCGGUUGUGGUAGUGUUCUAUCGAGUUUACAGUCACCGUCUGCAAGUUUAGCGAGUCCAUUGAAUCUGCUGGCAAGUCCGUUAACUCCACAGGGCAUUAUUCACAACACAGAUCACCAAUCAAUGUAUGUGGACAGUCAAUCGAGUCAAUCGUCACACCAGCAACAAAAGAAAUUGAACAACAACAACAACAUGAAUAGUAAUAGUUCCGUUGUGCCAACGUCGACGACAUCGACAGCAACAUCGACGAGUGAUUCAGCGCUUCUACAUCAUAACCAUAUGAAUCAAACGCUGGAAAGGAUGUCGCCACUACCUCGACCACCAUCUGAUUCAACGUCUUUGUUUGAUAUUAAGCCAAAUAUUAAAAUUGAGCCGGGUCUUUUAGGAUCGUUGCCGGCUUCGUCGAGAAAAUUAGGGAAGAUUCAUUUGCCAAAUCCAUCACUGCAGCAACACCGCGACCAGCAUUCGUUGUCACAGUCACAGCAUAAUCAACAACACUUGCUGCCUCAUCCCGAAAUGUUUUUCGAAAAAGCGACACGAAAUCCAGUUGGCGUGAAUCCACAAGACAUAAACAAUCCGUUGAGCAUUAAUCAACUAACGAAACCAGUUUACGUUAACCACCAUUCGCCGAUCCACCCGCAGCACCACCACCUAAUUAAUAUCGGCAGCCCGUUGUCGCCCGCAUCGACAUCAUCGAGUUCAUCACUGGUAACAUCACUGCAUCAAAGCCUACCACUAUCCACAUCAGCAUCACAACACCAGCAGCAUCAAAAUGCCAUGCGACAACAUCUGCAUCACAAUAUGAACUUUACCACACCAUCCCUACCAGUGACAAACUCUCAUCAUCCACAACAUCCACACAGUCACCAUCAUCAUCUAAGUCAUCAUUUACAGCACCUGGCGCCGUCAUUAUCGCACGGCUACCCAAUGUCACCGGCAGCAACGAUAUCUUCAUCACAAAUUCCACCUCCCCAAGGAGUUUCAGCCGCAACUGGCCACCAUCGUGGCGGUGACGAUGGAUGCGCUAUCAGUGUGACGUAACAUCACGCCCCAUUCAACGGCUGGGAACGUUGUGCAGAGAGCGGUAGUGAUAGUUUGUUGAUACGAUGCAUAUAAAAAUAUACUAAGCUAGCUAUACGUAAUAAGAAGUUGAACCGAAUCGGAUGUGUGAAACGAAUGGACUCAAAACUCAAUAUAUUCGAUAUGUGCCACUCAUCAUAUGUAUUUGUAAUCUAACGAGAAACAAACAAAAUGCCAUAAUAAGUAAGUUCUGAAGAGACGAGACUGUGUAGAAUCUUGAUCUUGCGUUGCCAUGCCGCCAAUUUUGGAUUUAAAAAUUUUAAUGGAAAAAUUGACAUCGUGCUAGUGCGGUUGAAAGUUUUGAAAUCUUUUUUUUUGUAGAAAAUUUUUAUUCUUUUGUUCAUUUUGCAGAAAUUAAUUUUUUUUCUGAUCUCAACUAAAAACACAUAUAGAGAGAAAGAGCGCAUUAUUAGUGGAAUAAAUGGGCAAAAAAAUGUGGAUGAGAGAUGUAUCGAACUUGGAGUGCCAGACAAAUAAUAUUUUUUUAAAAAUAUGAGAGACAAACAACCGAAAAAAAUUUUUAAAUAAAAGAAAUGGAAAACAUUCGAUAAAAAAGAAACCCAGAAAAAUAUGAGAAAUAAGUUUUGUGAUAACACAUUUGCAAAUGGAAAACGGAUUUAAAUUUUUUUUUUUAAAUUACGAAAACAACAAAAAGAAAGAGAGAACACAAAUUGUAUUUUGCCAAAUUAGUAUUUAAGCGAGCGAGUAAUAUUGUACUUAAAAUUAAUGAUUUUUUUUAAGUGAGAAAUUAUUUUAUUGAAGCAGAUGCUGAUUUUGUGAAAGAAGAAAAGAAACGGCUGAUGUCAUUUCUUGUCACUAA